AUGCUGACGUCCCAACCCAAGCCGAACAUUUCAAUCUCGGAUACAAAGAAGAGCGAUGCUCCGGCCACUUCACCAAAUCGCCAGCCCACGAGUUUCUUCUCACUCCCACUGGAAUUGCGGCAGAUGAUCUACGACACGUGCAUCCCCGCGACUUACGGGAUUCUAAUUAUCACGGACUGGCACGAGCAAACUGUGCUUGCACUCCAGGCCUCGCAUCCCCUAAUCGCGUCAGAAGUUCGCGAACGAGACAAAAGACAAUUCUCGCUUCUUCGCAUCGUCGUCGCGCCACGAUCCGCUUUCAUACCUGCUCUGUUGGUGCCACAACCCCCUUUUGCGAGAAUCGAAGAAGUGGACUUCGUGUUCGAUACCAUUGAUCCAUGCAAAGGCGUUCAUUGUGAUCACAUCCGUAACGCACUAGUUCAUCGGCAGAUUACAUCAAUGAUCACGACCACUCGGAAUAAUACCGACGCGAGACUAUGGAACCAGAACUUUAUGAUUGAUUUUCGCGGCGCUGUUGUGCAUUGGCUGGAAGGAAGACUUGAUAAGGCGCAAGACUUUUAUCUGUAUUUCUUGGUCCAGUGGAUCUGGACGAGGCCGGGCGUGCAGUAUAUGCUUCCUGAGUCAUGGUAUCAUGACCGACUCCGGAUGAAAAAGGAGCAGGCUUUGCGAUAUGUGGAGGACUAUACACAACGCUACGAUCGUGAUGAGCUCGGUCUCUAA
Molecule: messenger RNA, 720 nt
Organism: Pseudocercospora fijiensis CIRAD86
Lineage: Eukaryota; Fungi; Ascomycota; Dothideomycetes; Mycosphaerellales; Mycosphaerellaceae
Exons: 2
Coding region: 1-720 (239 amino acids)
Source: RefSeq, a predicted model, not a curated record